UAUUUUAAUGUUCCCCAGAGUCAACGAGUGCCGUGAGUGACUCGUAGCGAUACGCGGUCCGGUGUCGGGUGUGCUCUAGGGCAUCUCUGUGCCGGUGGCCAAAAAAAUACAUCAAAAUUAUUUUCGACUUCCCCCCUAAAAAAAUAGCAAUAAACUCGCCCGAAUCUAAAAAAUCAAACAACACUACACACCGCAAAACAGGGGAACAAUCCCUCACUCACACAGCACCGGCGCAUUAUUAACAUCACUUAUCACUCCUAUUCUCAGUUGAAAUUGAAACAGUGUCUCUCGUUACCAAGUUAUUUGCUAAUAAAAUUGUUGACAUAAAUUUUUGAUAAAUUAAAAAUCAUGAGAUAACAUUUAUUUUUAACUCAAAGAGUAAUCUAUCAAGUGUUGAAUUUUAAGUAAGAGUUUUCUAAAAACCAGUGUUUCACUGAUAAUUGUUAAGAAUUAAUCAGUUAAGGUGUAACGCGUGGUUGUGCUCAUCAACUGGCUCAAAUAACUCCGUCUGAUAGUCAAUAGUCCUGACAAUUCAAUAACAUAACCCUUCCAACAAUUCAAUCCCACCCCUCCAUAGUAAUCAACCCCAACCAAAGAAAGUGUAAUUCAUUCAAAUUCAAUCCCUCGUGUGUGGUGUUUUGUGUCGGCUAUACUCCGGUUGUCGUUUUGUGGCGCAGUGCGUGAAAUGAGCGACAAGGACCGUUCAUCUCCCACCCUCGUUGAAAACGGCCUCAAGUCGCUACUUGACCAGCCCAGUAUUUUUCCGUUAAUCGAUAAGGAAAAAAAGUAUCGAAAAGGUGUGAACAAUCCAGCCCAUCGUCCAGCAGCCAAAUUCACCUUUUUUCCACUAGUGUUCAACUUUGAUGUUUCCUUGUGCACUUUACACCAUCACCACCAUUACCAUUUGCCUUUUACCUCUAAUACCCCCAGGGAUAGGCCAACGCCAAAGAAAACUCAAGACGACUCCUGGGCUUUAUGCCAGAACUUAUGCCAGAUUUCGACAUACCGCACAUGAGAUGGAUAUUUUCGGGUUAACGCGCAGCCUUUUGUCACUUGCCAACGGGGAAAAUAAUUGCAACCAAUACCAUCGAAAAAAAAAAAAUAUCAUUUCCACUGAAAGAGGAAAGUUGAAAAUAUGUUAAUAAUUUUUACUCGAUAAUGCUUCCCAUGGAUUUAUUGUUAUCUCAGGGUGAAUAAAAGCAUUCGUGUCUUUCUAA
Diachasmimorpha longicaudata is the source of this 1217-nucleotide messenger RNA. RefSeq lists its product as uncharacterized. The coding region runs from base 686 to 1015 and encodes 109 amino acids. The record is from RefSeq and is a predicted model, not a curated record. The transcript has 3 exons. NCBI's taxonomy places the organism in Eukaryota, Metazoa, Arthropoda, Insecta, Hymenoptera, Braconidae.